CCGAGAAAUUACAAGCAGCUGAUUAUGUCAGCAUUAGCCAUCUCUUCCAACCACCUCAUCGUACUCGCAAACUUACUAUGGAUUUUCAAAACCGUGUCGGCUCCAAGUUCGGUGGAGGUGGUGUCGCUGGGGCUUCGGAGACCAAUGUGGACAGGCGUGAACGUUUACGCAAACUUGCGCUUGAGACGAUCGAUCUUGCCAAAGAUCCUUAUAUCUUAAGGAAUCACUUGGGUGGCCUCGAAUGUCGUCUCUGUCUGACGCUUCAUACCAACGAAGGUUCAUACCUGGCUCAUACUCAAGGAAAGAAGCAUCAGACCAAUCUCGCUCGUCGUGCGGCUCGUGAUGCUAAGGACACACAGUUGAUGAUUGCCCCGACUCAAAGCAAUGUACAACGCAAGGUGUUCCUCAAAAUAGGACGCCCAGGCUACCGAGUAACAAAAGUGCGGGACAAAGAUACAGGCAAAGAAGGUAUGAUGGUCCAGGUCCACCUUCCUCAGAUCAAAGCGGACGUAAUCCCUCGCCGACGAUUUAUGAGCGCUUGGGAGCAAAAGAGGGAGCCCCCGAACAAGGCAUACCAGUAUCUGAUCGUGGCUGCUGAACCGUAUGAGACAAUUGCUUUUCGCAUUCCUGCGCGCGAGAUAGAAGACGAAGCUGACGAUGCCGGAUAUUGGAACUGGUCAUAUUGGGAUCCUGAUACGAAACAGUAUAGCUUCCAGUUCAUGUUCCGUUUGACUUAUUGA
Suillus fuscotomentosus is the source of this 740-nucleotide messenger RNA. RefSeq lists its product as uncharacterized. The coding region runs from base 78 to 740 and encodes 220 amino acids. The transcript has 5 exons. Lineage: Eukaryota; Fungi; Basidiomycota; Agaricomycetes; Boletales; Suillaceae. Gene Ontology annotation, biological process: spliceosomal complex assembly. The record is from RefSeq and is a predicted model, not a curated record. Gene Ontology annotation, cellular component: U2 snRNP; catalytic step 2 spliceosome; nucleus. Gene Ontology annotation, molecular function: nucleic acid binding; zinc ion binding.